AUGCUUAGAUUUCUCGGAAAUGAUGAAGUUAAUUGGAGAAAAAAAAUCGGACUGCUCGGGUUUACUGGCCGCUAUAUUCGCUUUCACCCUGAGAAGUGGAUUAACUUGCCUUGUCUUCGGGUGGAGCUCUUGGGAACUAAAGUUUGUUCCGCUCCCUUGGGAAUGGAAUCAAGACUAAUACGAAACUCGGCCAUUCGUCAUUCCAGUUAUCAUUCAUAUUACUAUGGCUAUCAAGCAAGGCUCAGAAAUAGUUAUUAUUGGUUACCACAAAAUGCGGAUGAAUUCGCCUUCCUUAAGAUUGAUUUUGGGGCUUACAAACAGCGUUUUACCGCAUUGGCUAUACAAUCUGGGGGUGGUGGCUUUGUGACCAAAUUCAAAUUAUCCUACAGUGUGGAGGGCUGGUCGUGGAGGAACUGGAUCGAAGACGCUCGCGAACAAAUUUUUUAUGGAACUAAAAACAGAAGAAGCAUCAGGAGAUUUUUUUUGCCGUAUUCUGUAGAAGCACGCUACUUACUAAUUAGCCUUCUAGCUUAUGUCGGAAGUAGGGAUACUCGUAUCGAGGUCUAUGGAUGUAAAGGGGAUUAUUCUGCCCUUACGGUGGGAGUUCAGCGCAUCGACAAAAUUGCCAAUUCUUCUAUGACCGCCUCAAGCUGGAAACCUGGUUACUACCCUUAUGCAGCGAGGUUGUACGGGUCGAUUGGAAGUGGUUCUUGGUGUGCGGCUGCUGCCAAAAAAGAUGAAUAUCUGCAGGUGGAUCUAGGAACACAAUACAACUUGGUCAAAAUAGGGCUGCAAGGUGACGCUGCAUCGGGCUCAGGAGUAAAACGGUUCUACAUUGCUUACUCCGGAAAUGGAGGAAAGUGGACUGAUUACAUGAUACAUGGAGUGGCAAAGCAAUUUGAAAGUGUCAGUGGUGACUCAUUACUCCGAACCGUUUUUGAACGAACUUUUAUCGCGAAGAUGAUCAGGAUUAUCGUAAACAGCUGGAACAAUUGGCCGUGUUUGAGAAUGGAGCUGUAUCACACGGGUUGUAAAAACGACUUGAGCUUCAGUCUUAAAGAAGCCAAAAAUGGAGGAUACACAGCAUCAAGUUUUCUUGGACCUGGGUUUGAGCCAUGGCGUGCAAGCAUUCUCAUUUCAAGCAAACAACAUGGCUGGUGCGCAGAAAACAGUUCAGCCUCAGAGUAUUUGCAAAUUGAUCUGGGAAUUCUUCAUCAAGUCACUGGAGUUUUGACCAGAGGAAUCGUUGAAGGGGUUUUAGAGAAGGAAGCCUGGGUGGAACAAUACACGAUUCAAUACAGCAUACUAGGAGAUCACUGGAUUGAUCACAAGGAGGAAGACGUCGUCAAGAUAUAUGAUGCAAAUGCAGAUGCAGUUUUUCCAAAGAGCCAGGUCAUCAAUUUCCACGCCCGUUUUGUUCGAGUGAUUCCUGAACAGUGGCAUUUUAGACCAUGCAUGAAGUUGGAACUCAAAGGCUGCGAAGAGUGUUCAUCCCCAUUGGGAAUGGAGCAUGGUGAGAUCAACAGCAACCGAAUAAAAACAUCAACUCCUACCUCAAGAUCUACUAAUUCUCGACUACGCCACGGAUAUGAGUUUUUGGCUAGUUCCUCCUGGGACCCAUUUAUUCAAGUUGACUUAGGGCCGGAAAAUAAACGACUGACGGCCUUUGCUAUGCAAGGAAGGGAUAACACUUACAAUACUUGGGCCGUCUACGUGAAAUAUGCAAUCGGGGAUGGGUCAGAAUGGUUUAAUUAUACAGAAAAUGGAGAGAAAAAGAUAUUUGAAAGAGACCAACACAUGGACAUGAUAAGCAAACAUUUCUUCAAACGUACCUUUACGACUCGUUUCAUUCGUGUUAUGUUACUUACAUGGUCUUUUGAUGCGGGCGUUAGAAUUGAACUGUACGGCUGUCCAGUGUGCGAAAAUCCCCUUGGCAUUGAAGGUGGUCUUCACAACAUUACUGUAUCCUCCGUCCGUGGAGUUGGGUACGAACCUUGGCGGGGACGACUUAACUCUGCAGGGAUCUGGCGCCCUUACACCAAUCAAAUAUACGAAUUCCUUCAAGUGCGCUUUGAUCAAGUGAUGACCGUAAUAGGUAUUGCCACUCAGGGUGAUAGUGGCCCUUGUGGAAGAGUUAGGAGAUUCUGGUUGUACCAUAGUUUGGACGGAAUGCGAUUUGAAUUAUACAACGAUCCUAUAAUGGGAAAUACUUCGUUCCCAGUCUCACUGGGUUUUCAAGCCCGGCAAAUGUUUAUGGGAGGAAUGACUUAA
Molecule: messenger RNA, 2271 nt
Organism: Pocillopora damicornis (cauliflower coral)
Lineage: Eukaryota; Metazoa; Cnidaria; Anthozoa; Scleractinia; Pocilloporidae
Cellular component (GO): membrane
Molecular function (GO): protein binding; calcium ion binding
Source: RefSeq, a predicted model, not a curated record